GUUUCCAGUCUCAUAUUCUCUUCUGGCUGUUCUUCCCCUACUUGGCUUUUCACGUUCCUACACUACCUACAUAGUGUGGUGGCACCGCGCAACCAUCCCACCCUGACAACAACCUCUUUCUCCAAAUCAGUUCGUGACUGAAACUUGGAAACACGGGUGCCCUGUGUUUACUAAUUAGUCCAUCGUCAUCGUCAUCAUUUGACGUCCAAUCCGUAGCAUUGGCCACUUCCGUCUUUGUCGUCUACCUUUAAGCCAAGAAAUGCCACUUCAGUUCCAACCCUCAUAACACUGCAGUAUUCGCCAUGUCGUUGACUUCCGCUUCCACUCCCACUUACCGUGCUGGUUGGGCCAAGGCCUCCUCUCUGGCUUCUGGCGCCGCUGUAGUUCGCCACCACCAUCAUCAACAACAGCAAACACGAGGCUUUCGCUUCGGUCGUACGUGGUCAUCCUACCUCGACCCCGAGUACACUCAAGAUGUCUGCCAUCGCCAACGCAGAAUUCGCUACAAAUACUUCCAGACCUUGAACCGCCGACUCUCGUGGGAGCAGCACCCCUUGGCCGAGAAUGCCAAGUCGACCAUCAAGCGCAUGUCCAAGGACUAUUGGUACCCCGUUGAGCAGGAAAACGCAGGGCGGCGACAUCUCGACGAGGAAAUUGCUGCCAACACCAUCAACAACCCAACCGGCAUCCGACCAGGUCAAAACAUCGAAGAUGCAGAGCGUGCACCCCUGGAGGACUUGCUGUUCGGAGACGCCAAGACACAGAUCAAGACAAAGGCAGAGGCGCCUCUUGAGAAGUCAAAGCGCAGUCGGGGCAACAAGAACAAGUCCAAGUCGGUGAAGGCGGACUCUGAAUACGUGAUUGACCCCAUCACCAACCGCAAGGUCCUCAAAUCGGCCACAUUCGGCCUCGAUAGCAAGGCUCCGCUAUCCAGUCCCUAUACAUCUCAGUUUACCAACCUCAACCCUCCAGAGCUAGACACCUCCAAACCCAUUUUCUAUGACGGCCCUCCUCCAGAGGCGGAGCUCAAGGUCUAUAGCCAGGUCAAGGUCGACGACGCCCCAUGGAACCCCAUUGACCCAGCAUCUGCCCCGUCUCUUUCAGAUGUGCUCCUCAAGGACACACCUGCCCCUGACCUGCUCAACGCCCUGUCGUCGGAUCAAGCUAAAGUGUCUUGGCACCCUAACGCGGGAAUUGCCGCGACCACAGCCGUGCCGCCUUUGGGUUCCCAACCGCAACCGGUAGCUAAUGAGGUAUCCGAGGCCAUCAACAAGCAAGAAGCGACAUAUGAGGACCUCAACAAGUACGGACCUGUCAAGGCACACGAACCUGAUGGCAAGUACAAGGACACUCCUGAAGUGCCUGCCGACGAAACAGAAUUGGGCAAGUAUGGCGCAGUUCGCAGCCAUGAACCCGAUGGCAAGUACAAGCAGGCCUCGGAGGAGACUGUCGACAAGGCGGAGCUUGGCCAAUACGGCGCCGUCCGCGCCCACGAGCCCGAUGGCAAGUACAAGGAGCAAAAGGAAUUUACCAACACUCAAGAAUACGACCCUGCUGAAUUGGCCGAAUACGAUUCCGUCCGGGUUCACGAGCCUGACGGGAAAUAUAAGAAGGAAAAGGGAGUCAACAACUACGAUGAAUACGACCCCGCCGAACUAGCUGAAUACGGUUCCGUCCGGGCUCACGAGCCUGACGGCAUGUACAAGAAGGAAAAGGCAGUCAACAACUACGACGAAUAUGAUCCCGCGGAGCUGGCCGAGUACGAUGCAGUCCGUGUUCACGAGCCGGACGGCAUGUACAAGAAAGAAAAGGGAAUCAACAACUACGACGAAUAUGAUCCAGCCGAACUAGCCCAGUAUGACGCAGUUCGUGUUUAUGAGCCGGACGGCAUGUACAAGGAGCAGAAGUCAUUCAGCAACACUCAAGAAUACGACCCUGCCGAACUAGCCCAGUAUGACGCAGUUCGCGCCCACGAGCCCGAUGGCAUGUACAAGAAGGAGAAGGAGUUCGUCAAUUACUCCGAGUAUGAUCCUGCCGAGCUGGCCGGCUAUGGUGCCUUCCGCGCCCACGAACCUGAUGGCAUGUACAAAAAGGAGAAGGAAUAUACCAACUACUCCGAGUACGAAGAUCUAGAUGCGUACGGUAAACCAUUCCUCAGCCAUGAGCCCGAUGGGAAGUACGCUGCGGAGAUGGCGCGCGCUGAGCCUAGGUCAGAACCUUCGGUACUAAAGGAGCUCCGCGAGCGCCAGCAGCCUGCCAUUGGUGCGGGACUGGAAGGAGAUGCAGUCGACGCGGCCAAGCUUUCCGAGGAACUGUCUCAGUAUGGUGCAUUCAGAAGCCAUGAGCCCGAUGGCAAGUACGCCGCUUCUGCUCAAGGGCAGAGGCAGGCCCACGCCGCAGAGGAAGACACUCUCAGCGAAGAGAACCCCUUGGAAGCCUUCACCUACGAAGAUGCCCAGACCACCAAAUCGUCUGCGGUCUCGAAGCCACAACCCGUUGAGCCCACCACCACCAACCCAACCGUCUACAAAAUCCUCGCUUUUAACCCCGACACUCAAUUCGUCGAAGAAGCUGAGACCACCUCCAGCAUUCUCCCCUCCAACUCCAACACCCCUACCUCUCCCGCCGACGUGCUAACCCGCCUCACCAACAUCUCCAAGUUUCUCCCACACUUUGCCCGCAUCGAGUCUCAAGGGUUUGAGAUCGUAGCCGGCUCCGGGGACGUUCUUGUUUUCCGCAAGGUCCGGGAAGGCGUCACUUCCCCUCUUCAAUCCCAGACCGUUCAUGAGCCCACCGCCGCGAGACAAGCGGUUGCGCAGGCGGAUGGUACCCUCGCAACAAGCAGCGGCGGCGGCCCCAUCAACCCCGUUGACAUGACGGGCGGAAGCCUGAGCGGCGGGAAGAGAGAUUACCACGUUGCUACGGGCCGGUUUGCUAGUCCGACGGGAUUUGUGAACUAUAACUUGCCUAGCUCUACUACUGCGGCCAGUGCCAGUCAGAGUCAGAGUCCGUCCUCUGCGAGUGAAAAGGUUCAUUAUGAACAGGCUGCUGCUGAGACCCAGCAGCAGCAGGAACAGAAGCAGCAGAAGCAGGAGGAGGAGGUGGGGCAGCAGCAGAGAAAGAAGGCAAGCCUUACCAAGCGCGCAGUAAUGGGCGCCGCCUGGAUUGCCGGGGGGGCCUACUCGGUUGGUGUAGUGAAGGAUUUCUUCAAGACUGGUGGUGUGGAUGGAAAGGGAUCGAAGGGUCUCUAAGUUCUUUUUACUUUUUUCCUUUUCUUUUUCUUUUUGUU
This is a messenger RNA of Neurospora tetrasperma FGSC 2508, 3289 nucleotides long. RefSeq lists its product as uncharacterized. NCBI's taxonomy places the organism in Eukaryota, Fungi, Ascomycota, Sordariomycetes, Sordariales, Sordariaceae. Bases 303 to 3251 code for a protein of 982 amino acids. The transcript is spliced from 2 exons. The record is from RefSeq and is a predicted model, not a curated record.